AUGCUUGCAUGGACGCGCAAGGACCUGGCGGCAGCGGCCAGCCGUGCCGCAGCGGCGCUGCAGCGCCAUCUUCCUCUUGCCUCGGGUGCAUGUGUGGCGCUUGGUGUGGAUGAAGGUCCGGCGAUGGUCGUGCUGCAACUGGCCGUGAUGGAGGCGAGGCAUUUCUUCUUGCCCUUGGACCUUCGGCAGCCGCCGGGACGCCUGGAGGUGAUGCUGACUUCAGCAGGUGCAGGCUUGCUGCUGGCUUUCGCAGCCUCCCUGGGCUCCAUUUACCCGCCAGCGGGCUGCCUCCUGGUGAGCGCAGAGGAGGUGCUGGGGGCCACCGCUGUAACUGCAGAGACAGAAGAGCUUGGAUACCCUGCUCCCGAUGAUCUUUGCUAUGUGCAGUUUACAUCCGGGAGCACCGGCAAGCCCAAAGGCGUCUUGUGUGAACAUCGCCAAGCUGCUUGGUAUGCUUUGUCCAAGGCAGUUGCAGAGGGUGUCGACGAAUCCUCGUGUCUCAUGCUGACGGCAGCCUUCACCUUUGAUCCUUGCCAGGGCGACAUCUUUUGUGCACUGGUCUCCGGCGCGGUGCUUGCCCUGGUACCGCGAGUGCGUUUGCUACAGGACUUGACAGAGGUCCUCUGCCAAUCGCAGGCCAGCCACUUGUGUGCAACCCCGGCGUUGUGGCGUCUAGUCGACCCAGAUGCCGAACUUCCACAUCUGCGGGUCCUGGCACUUGGUGGGGAGAAGAUGCCGCCGGCCAUCAUCCAGAAGUGGGCGCCGCUCCUGCAUCUGAGGAACGUCUACGGCGUGACGGAGGCCACCGUCUACCAAACAGCCAUGCAGAUGACUGCGGAGACGCGGCCACAGACGGCCGGCUGGCCUUUGCCCGGAGUACAGCUGAAGAUUGUGGCUUGGGAGGAGCCUGAAGAAGAAGAACCUGAGGAAGGCGAGAUCUGCCUGAGUGGUCCCGGCUUGGCCCGUGGCUAUCUUGGACUGCCAGCCUUGACGGAGGAGCGGUUUCGGAGGCUGCCUGGCGGAGGUCGCCAAUACCAUACCGGCGACUCUGGGCGAUUCGCUGCCUCCUUGGGCUCGCAUCCUUGCCUGGAGGUUCUCGGACGCAGGGACUCCCAGGUGAAGCUGAACGGAGAGAGGAUCGAGCUGGGAGAAGUGGAGCAGCUGCUGGGCAUGAGCCCGCUCAUUUCUCAGUGCGCCGCCAUGCCUUGGGGAGAUCAGGGCAACCUGCUAGCGUUCGUCGUCUUGGCCAAAGGCGAGGCCUUGGAUGGCUUGGCUUACUUGGCGCUCAUGGCCCACUGUGACAGCCACCUACCGCGGAUCAUGCGACCCAGGAGGCUGGUGGCCCUGGACACUCUGCCUGUCACGUCCAACGGGAAGAUUGACCGGAGAUCUCUCAUAGCUCCCCAGCUCGACGCGGAAGUGGAGAAAGACGUCGAGAGAGAGCCUCUGUCGCCUCUGGAAGAAGCCAUCGCUGUGGCAUGGACCUCGGAGCUCUCACUGAAGCACCAGCUGGGUCCUGCAGCGGAUUUCUAUUUGCUUGGAGGAGGUAGUGUGCAUGCAGUUCGUGUAACACGCCUCCUGCGUGUGGUGCUGCAUGGCGGUGGUGGUGGAAAGGCAAAGUGGGCUGAGGGUACCAGUGACUGGCGUAAUCCUGCUGGAGAUGCUUCCUUGUUCCUACCUCCCGAACGAGCCGGCGAUGCCGAGUGCCAUUUCGGCUUGUGCGAUGGGGGCCCCUUCGCCCCCUGCGCUCUUCUCGAGCGACCUGUGCUCCGGAACUAUGCAUCCUUCCUAGUCGAAGCCGGCGUUCGGGUUGGCAAAGAGACAGAGGCUGUGGACUCGGACCCUGGAGCCGAUGGAGCCGACUUGCCUCGAGCUCUGGAGAGUGGCCUUCGAACCGGCCGGGAGGCGCUGGUCCGAGCCUUGCUGCUGGCCCGGGCCUCAGCGACUGGAGGCUUGGAGCGACGGCAGCGCGGGACGGCCCCGUUGCACUGGGCCGCCCAGCGGUGCAGCGGAUGUGUGGUGGAAGCGCUGCUGGCGUUCAGAGCUCAUGUCACGCAGGCCACGGAGGCAGGGGCAGUUCCUGCCCAAGUGGCGGCAGCCGCCGGGAAUGCCAGUGCACUGCGUGCACUGUUGGAGAACGGGACUCCCGCCUGCGUGCGCGAUGCUUCGAAGCAGUCCCUCUUGCAUUAUGCAGCCCGCUCCGCAUGUGCCGUGGAUGUCAUCCACCUGGCCGUUCAGCACGGUGCCGAGGUGGACUGUCGCGACAAGCAGCUGCGGACACCCCUCCACUGGGCGGCCCUGUCUGGUGAUGCCGCGGUGGUGGCAGCACUGUUGGCAGCGGCCUGCGAUCCGCAGCCGCCGAAGGUUUCUGCCUCACUGCACGAAAGGCGAACGCGGCUCGCCCAGGAGUCACCGCUGGAACUGGCAGUUUCCAGGCGGAUUCUCCGGGUUUUCAAGACGGACCACUUCGCCUCAGCAGAUGCGGUGCUGCUGGAGCUCAAGGGCCAACGGUGCUUCCGGGUGGCUGUGCUCCUGCCGGAGACGGACGCCAUCUCCGACGCUGCGGUGGUGUUGGAGGAGCGCGGCCCAAAGCAAGAGACCUUGGUCCUCCAGAUUGAGCAGCUGCCACUUGGGUCGGUACUGCAGAUCUUCGAAGCUUGUGCAGACCCUCAGCGCUGCCGAGCCUUCGGCGCGGCCAGCGAGGCCGCGGGUGCCAGGGCUGGUGAUGAGCUGAUACCGCGGUUUAGGUUACCAGGAGAGUACGAAUAUGUUUCGAUGUAUUGGGGAAUGGCAACCGCAGGCUUCGUGCCACUGAGCCGCUCUGGACAAAGCGGGUCCUUCGUGGCCCGCGUGCCGAUACGACGGCCCCCAGGUCUGGAGGAGUUCCAGAUCUUGCAGGGCCAGGAUUGGGCAGCCCGAUACUAUCCCACAGCGCAUGGCGAGGGCGUGGAGGGCCCCGGAAAUGCCCAUGGAAGGAACUUUCGGGUCACCCCACUGCCUUCCGACUGCAUGCAGCUAGAGAUCCUUUGGGACGUGCUUGGGCGAAAGGUCACCUGGAAGUUUCUGAAUGCCGCGGAGCAGGAAAUACAAGCCGGGGAGAAGAAAGUCGCGGCAAAGAAGGGAGCCAAAGCACGCUCCGCACCGCGCAACCAGGCCUCAAAUAGAGGCCCGUUCUUCCUCGUCGGCUCCUGGGACAACUGGAAAGGUUUUGCAGAGUUUCUACCUUUUGGCGACUCUUUCCGGACGAAGGUGAAGGUUGGUUUGGACAUGAAGCGGGUGGAGUUCCAGGUCGUCGUGGCUCGGGACUGGAACCGGCGCUUCCACCCCACCUCAUCAGGCGAUGGCCUGGCCGGACCCGACGUGGGCCAUGGUUUGAACUGGCGAGCAGAGGUUGGCGGGAAGAAGUGGCUGGAGGUCACCUGGAGUCCUGACCGUGCCCCUUACGUAGAAUGGACUUUCCCUGACCCCGCGGACGCUCAUGAAGCCGCGGCAGAGGACUUCGCGGCCAUGCUCCGAGCUCUGGCCAAGGAGGGGAGUGGCGCCUGGUUUCGGGGGAUGGCAGGCAUCUUCGAAGCGCUGCCGAAGUGCCAGCGCUCGUCGCCCUAUGGUGCAAAGGCCGAGAACGAAGCCACCGCCAGGUGCUUGCUGGCGACCUUCUUGCGCGACCUGGAGACCAUGGCGGACCCGCUGGGCCCCGCGCCGGGAGCGCAGCGAGGAGCUCUCAAAGAGCUGGAGGAGCAGUGCGAGCAGCUUUUGAAGGACACCGUCGGUGAGAUUGACUAUGCAACAGCUGGCGGAGACUUCAUGCAGGAAGCUCUCCCAGUGGACCCCGCCACCGGGCCCGUGCAGCUGAAGCUUUGGCACCGCCUCGUGUACCUGCCUCUGGUCAUGUAUGUGCGCAACACGGUGCACCUCUACGAAAUGUUGGAACGGCUCAAGGCUCAGUCCUCCGGGGCCGGCCGGGGCCGGCUGCGUGCGCUGCUGGAUGCGAAGGGGACUGCACGAGAAAGCCCUUACUCCUGGCUGGUUUUCAGCAUAGUGGGCGCCCUGCAAAUCCUCUAUCAUGCACGGGCUGCAGCGGAAAAGAGAGGAGGCUGUGAUGCAUUCCCGCUGGAGUUGCUGGCCAGCAGCCCGCCGCAGACAGUUUGGAUCCAGGAUGGCGUGGAAUGGUCGCCAUCCCACGGUUCCGGUGCUGGCACUUUCCAGCGCAAGCAGGUGGUCAACUGUGAACCCAUGAAGCCGUUGGGUACACUGCGGAAGGGCGAUGGGCUGAUGUACAGGGGCAUCUGGCUGCCGGCUGAUGCAGACGAGGACACCAUCCGCUAUCAGUAUUCCUUCCAGUCCUUCUCCCGGAGCAUUGAAGGUGUCAUGCGGGUACUACGAUUCUACAGUGGCGUCGCAUCCACGAAGGCAGGGGAAGCAGCCAGGGCAGGGCACAUCCUGAUGUACAUCGGCCCGGUGCUCAAUGCAGAGAAAGGUUGGCGUCGAGUUUCAAGGCAGGAGGCUCGCCAUGGCAUCCUGGCAAUGACUGCGGAUGGCCCCCAAGCUCUGGGCAAAGCCUCCGAGACGGACGAGGUUCCAGCGAACCAGAGCCCUCAAGCGGCGGCCUGCGACGGUCCGACAGACAUGCCAGAGGACAUUGUCCUCCUUCUCUCGGCCGCCCUGGCCUUCGUGGCCAGCGCCGCCUUCCACGCGGCGAUGAGCCUCUGCGUGAAGCUUGCCAGUCGCAGCUUUCCCACGUCUCAGAUUCUUUGGGCCCGCUACUCCGUGCAGCUGACGGUGACGUCCUCAAUACUCCUGUGGCGGCGCGAGGCAUGUGCUGGCCUUGGCCAGAUUCCCGGUACUUGCCAAGAAGCCGUGGAGGCAGCCUACGCGAACUGCCCUCGUGAGAUUGGAUGCCCGAGCUCCUGCGAGCGUCCCGCCUGUGCCGCAAUCGUUGCCUGCCCUCCCGGCUCCACCUACACCUGGAAUGGCACGGCCUACUCGGCGGAGCGGGUGCAGUCACUGGCGGAGGCAUUCUUUUCCCGGGACAGAGUAACAGAUGCAUUGAGAAUUUUCCAGCACUGGCCAAACGCUUCCGACCUGAUAAAGCUGGACAGAGCGCUCUACGCAAAGGUCUAUCCCGUCCUCACGGCGCUGCUUGCGCCUUGCGCCCUCGGCGAGCCCUUGUCCACGGCUUCCCUUGUGGCCGCGCUGGUGGCCACCUUGGGCUGUGCCCUCGUGGCGCGUGGUCGCUUGAACCACUCCGAAGACCAAUCCCUUGGGCAGAUCAAGCUCGGCGUGGGGAUCGCCCUGCUCGGCGCGUUGAGCGCCAGUCUGACCUACCUGCUGGUCCGGAAGCUCAUGCGGCCAACGCCGCCAACGAAAUGUAUUGAAGCAGAGCUGGUGGUCUGGAGCUACUCCGCGACAGCCCUGUGCGUUCUGGUUGCAGCCCUUCCUUUCACGGAGGGCAGCUUCGUCUUCGAGGGCAUUGAUACAUGGACGUGGCUGUCUCUGAUCGCCGUGGGACUCACCAGCGUAACGGAGCAGCUGCUCGUGACCUUGGGCUUCAGAGGCCUUCCGGCGGCAGCUGGGACGCUGAUGCUGACCCUUGAGGCUGGCUUUGCCUUCCUCUUCAGCCUGGUGGUGCUGCAUGAAUCCUUGCGGCUCCAAACGGUGCUCGGAGCAGCCUUGGUCGCAGUGGCAGUGGUUGUCACGCUGCGCCGGCCUACAGGACAUCCAAGGCCAGCCACCGUAGCUCACGGUGGAGAGAAGAGCCUGGAGCAAGUCAGUUUUCAGGCGGUCUGCAACUUCGAGGAAGGAGCUGUGAUGUUCUUUCUUCGGCCUACUUUUUGCCAGAUUCAUCUGCGCCGCGCGCUUCCGUCGGCGAACUUGGCAGAUGCUACCUGGAAGGUCUUGGACUCUGCGACCACAGCAGGCAACCUACGUCGGGACUAUGCCUCGUCUCCUUGGGUGACUCCAGUGCAGCUUUUUGACGGACCCAAGCGGAAGGCCGGUGACUCCGAACAAGAGCUGCUCUUGCCACCUUUCAUUGCUUACGAAUUCGAGGAAGAACUCUCUGUUGAUUCAGACAUGGAGUUGCCAGAGAAGCCGGUGCCUCACUGUUCCUGCAUCGCAGUUCCAGUGAUCCUAG
Molecule: messenger RNA, 6133 nt
Organism: Symbiodinium necroappetens
Lineage: Eukaryota; Dinophyceae; Suessiales; Symbiodiniaceae
Source: the annotation of a GenBank genome assembly